Molecule: messenger RNA, 4161 nt
Organism: Bacillus rossius redtenbacheri
Lineage: Eukaryota; Metazoa; Arthropoda; Insecta; Phasmatodea; Bacillidae
Product: protein spartin
Exons: 8
Coding region: 186-1688 (500 amino acids)
Biological process (GO): cell division; negative regulation of BMP signaling pathway
Cellular component (GO): plasma membrane
Source: RefSeq, a predicted model, not a curated record
AAACACAAUAUGAAAGGGAAGUUGCUUCAAACACAGUUAUUAUUGUUGUUUUAUAACACGUGAUCGCGAAUGUUGCAAGUAAUAUCAUGUGAGACCGCAGGGGCUUUGUUAACUGGAAGAUAUAUUAGUUUAGAAAAUAGGAGAGAAUCUUUCUGUCCGACGUAUCUUUAAAUUACUACGAAACGAUGGCUACUGCAUCUGUUUGGGCAGAAACGUACGAGAACUUAAAACAGAAGCAUGAUGAAGCCUACUUUGUAAUCGACGAAGCGAUAAAGUUAGAAAGUGAAGGUAAACAUCGUGAGGCGUAUGGGAAAUACGAAGCAGGGUUGUAUCUUAUCGACAGUGCGUUGGCGAUGUCUCAGGAGUGUCUGUCGGAUCCUGAUGUAACUUGGGAGAAAGCGCACGUCAUGGUUCAGAAAAUGGCAAAAACCAAGCAGGAGGUGCUGAGCCGGCUGGCAGACCUGCAGAGCAGCCCGGAGCCGCCCCAGCGGCCCCCGCCGUCCUACGAGGAGGCCGUGUCUGCCCCCGCCGCUCGCCCCGUGCCCCACACCUACAAGGAGCUGGGGGACGCCCUCCAGGAGCUCAGGGUGGAGACGGACGCCAGCACGGCGCAGGUCCUGUUCGUCCUCGAGGGCGUCAGGCUCUACUUCAUAUCGCCGGACGGGACGGUGACCUCCACGUCUCGCCCGGACACGCUCCGGAUCGUGCAGCUUCAAGAUGUUGGUGAAAAUAUGCCGAGGGGCUACCUUCAAGUUGGCUCAUGGAUCUACCCUCUUGUCCCAGAGGUGUCUCCUUGCUUGGUCUCAGAAUUUGGAGCAUUUGUGUUUCCCGACCUUCAGUCUGAUGUCGAAGGUGCUGCGGUUGGCAUCACCCUGCCGGAGGAAGCUGACGAGUCUGUGCACGAGCUUCUGGAUGACAUACUCCAUGGCGUGGCCUCCAGUUCUGUUGGUGGGAAGGUCGUCCAGCGACGCACGCCACGGUGGAAACGUAGCGUGAGCACCAGUUCGACAAUCUCUCAAAGGAUUGUGCAGGGCGCUGGCUACAUCGCUCAGGGCUUGGUGUGGGGCGCCCAGCGGGUGGGCGACCUCAUCAACUAUGGCACCCCCAAGAUCAUGGAGCGGCUGACGCCAGCGUCCCAGCCGACCUCGCUCGACCCGCGAGUCAGUCACGGGCUGCAGGUCGCCAAGGACGUCACUGGCACCGUCGUCAACGUCACCGGGCAGAUGGCGUGCGCCUUAGGCUCGGCCACGAUGUCGCUGGGCCGCUUCCUGGCCCCGCACGUCCAGCGGCAGGGCGCGCGCCUGCUCUCGCACACGCUCAGCAUGAGCGAGGAGGAGUCCUCGCGCAGAGUGGAGGGGGUGCUGGAGGUGGCCGCGGGGGCCGUCGAGGGCCUCAGCACCGUGUACGACGGGCUGGAGCGGUCGGCCGGCAUCCUGGGCUCCAACCUGGCCAACAACACCGUCCGGAUUGUGGCGCACAAGUACGGACACCCUGCGGCAGACGCUACGGGCGACACUUUGUACACCGUAGGCAACAUCUACGCUGCGUCCAGGAACGUGAGGAUCUUCACGCCGAAAGGACUGAUGAAGACGACGGCCAAGUCUGCCGGCAAAGCUGUGGUUGAAGAUUACCGCCCGUCGCUUCCAGAUAGGCAAGAUGGCGCCAGCACUUCCUCAAAGUUGAACUGAAACAGCUUGGCUUCCGUUUAUGACCAUUGUCAUUCUGAGUAAUUUUUUUGGAGGUAACAGCUACUGAAUUUACUAGGUUUAAGGUGUUUCUUGUUUGUACUUUUUGUGGUUUGAAAUUGGAGCGUUCUACAAUCCAUACAAUUUUCCACUUACCGUAUUUACUUGAUUCUAAGAUACAUCUUUGUUAUGACUUUUGAAUUGAUAUGUAUAGAAAACUCAUAAAAAAUUAUUUUAUAGAGUUUUAGCCUAGGGAUUGAUGGUGUUUUAGGUAAGCUGUUUGCAAUUUCAGGUAAUUCAAAGCCAAGAAAAUACUUUUCAGUUUAAUCAAAUGGAGAAAUACUUUCCUCAGCCUCAAAACACAAUUGUUUAAGAUUACCUUAUAUUUGAGUAAAUAUGGUAAUUUUUUUCAAAUACUCAUGUUAUGUGAUGGUUUAUUUUGUUAUGAUAAAUAUCUCUGGCUGUGUAAUUUUAAAUGUUCUGUAUUAUAAUUUGUGUAGAAAGAAAAUGACAAUGUUUGUGGUGUACUAUGUUGUGUUAAAUUUGUAUUUUUGUUAUGAGGGAAGAAAGUGAGAUAAAGAAUUUCUUUUACCUCUAUGUCAGGGUGGAUAGAGUGAAGGCAUCCAUUUCAAAAUCUUGUUUGUCUAACCAGUGAUAUAAUAGACUGCACUGCAAUCAAGAGAUUACACACCUAUUCGUUUUCAUACUCAUGCUGUUCUCUGUUUAGAUGCAUUUCUUUAGGUUAUGUUUACAUUCAAGUUUAUUCAUUAUUGUAAAAAUAACCUAACUCAAUAAGUGAAAAAGGCAGGUAUGAAGGCUGGCAGCUUCGGGAUGUUCUGGAAAAAUAUUGGCACAUGUCACUGUCAUAGGUUGAUGGUAAGAAAAGACUGUCCUAAAUUCCGGUUUUCCAUCAAACUAUUUAGAAGUAGUAGUAGUAGUGUAUAUUGUGACAGCCUGCAGGCAACUCGUACGCAUAGGCCGAUGAGAGAAAGUGUGACUUGGUUCAGUGAAAAACUAUUUUUUUUUUAAAUCCUUUAUCAUUAAUUUCUUCAAAACUGAAAUUAUUUUAUUUUGAUGUUAGGUUGUGUCUUAUGUGUUUGUAAAAAAAAAACUUGUAUCUACUUUUUCUGUGUGCUUGUCCCUUUAAAAGGAUUGAUAGAAUUGUUAUGUAUCAUGUCCAAAUCUCCACUGGUCUUGAAAUUUUUUUUUUUUGACAAUUCUUUUAUUUUAUUGUUAUGUACCUUACCAUUUUGUUUAUAUGUAUGUUGAUUAUGAGACUGAAAAUAAAAUGUCUUGACAAGCUAAUUAAAAUAAAUCCUUGUACUCAGAGCAUUUGUGGCUAUUUUCAAAGUUGGUUACCUUAAUUGUAAGCAGAUUUGCUAGUUUAAAUGUAAUAAUUCUUAGUAAUGCAGUUCCUAGCAGCUAUAAUGUUUCAACAUGCCAAUCAAAAUGUGUGUAAGGAAAAUAUAAAAAUACAAAACAAAAUAUUAUAGUGACAAGUUACAAUGUAUGGAAAAUACGGAACCUAAACUUCCAAAAAUUAGCUGUCAGGUUUACUGGUAAAGUUAUUGAGUCUCAACCACCAUCACACUGACAUGCUUCUUUCAUACACCAAACUGUAAAUUUUUUUGCUUAUUACUGCAUGAUUGGCAGGUUGGAUUAAUGGUAUUCCAUUUGUAUUUAUUUUUACGUACAAUCUAGGUGUCAGAAGUCAACAUGGCUUUAGAUUUUUGAGUUGAGUCAUCUUCACUUAAAAGGCAAAGCCAAAAACUUUCCAAAGCUAGUUCACAGAAGUACUAUCCGAAUCAUGUAGCGAGAUCCCGAGCUAUUCGUUACAAUUUACGUAAAUUGUAACAAAUUGUAAUAAAUUUUUGGUCUGAGUACUUGAAAAAGUACACAAUUUUUUUUCUUUAGAGAAAAGUACAAAUUGGAGUAUACCAUUAUUUACCUCACAGGCCAUGCUACUCCUUUGCCUGGUGUCACAGCUGCAGGUUUUUUUUUUUUCUGUUUCUUUUUUUAAUAGCAUUGUAAUGAGAUACCAAUAUUAUUUAUUUGUUUAGUUCCUCAUUAUUUUUGAUAAAUAAAUAUUAAGGUUUAUAAUGGGCUCUAAAAUUGUAUCUAAAACUAACAUAUGUAACUAAUUGUACCUAUAAUCGUUAGAGCUUUUAAGCUGUUGGUUACCCAUCAGUGUAGACUUUAGCCAUUUGCAUUGUUUAAAACACAAUUUGUGUUGUGAUAAUAAAGCAAAGCAGUUUAUGCAGCUGAAUGUACUGACUUGCUGGUGCACUUGAAGUUCCUGUACACUCGAGAUUAUAAGAAAGUCUCAGACAGCCACUAGCUGCACAAGAAAUUAUUUUCAUGAAUCUUACAAAAAAAUAUACAGUGCAAAUUGAGUUAAUGAAUAUAUAAUAUUAUAUGUACAAAUAUUUUGUGACUUGUAUUACAUUAUUGUUACAAUAAAAAAGUUAUUAAAAUU